AUCUCCCCCCCUGUGAAGCCCUCCGCCAUUGCGCUGGGUACCAUCUUCACCCACACUGCCUCCCUGGGCAUCCUAGCCCCCGUUUUUGGUGACACCUAUCACCGCGCUCAGGCUGCCAACUCGAAGGAGGAAUUCAUCAAGUCAAAGGAAGCCGCCGGUGCCGCUGCAGCUUGGGGAAGCUCCCUUGCUGGAAGUGCCGUUCAAACCUAUGGUGUGGCUGCCUUGAUCAAUGCUACCGGUACCUUGAGCUACAAGGGUGCUGCGUAUUUGGGAACACUUAUCUUCUUUGCAACUUCCGCUCCAGGCGUUGUGAGCCAGGUCUUCUCCGAGAAGCGGCCACUUGAUACCAUUGCCGUUGGUGCUCUCUCGCGGGUGUUCGAGACUGUCGGACUCAGUUUGUUCUUGACUUGGUGGGGAACACGCACUCACCCCUUUGACUAA
This is a messenger RNA of Penicillium soppii, 441 nucleotides long. RefSeq names its product DUF1761 domain-containing protein. The annotation marks the transcript as partial. The record is from RefSeq and is a predicted model, not a curated record. The transcript is spliced from 2 exons. Lineage: Eukaryota; Fungi; Ascomycota; Eurotiomycetes; Eurotiales; Aspergillaceae.